GAGAACCGAUUAUUGUCACUGUCAUUAAUAUCCCACUCCUAAUUUGACGUGAUUUUCACAAAAUAUAAAAUUAACAGAAUAUUGCAACAGUACAUUUGUUUACAAACAAUUAUUCGUUUAAAUACAAAUCAGUGAUUCUUAAAAUACUUAGGCUAUUCAUAUUUAUACAUAAACAUACGUAUAUGUUCGCUUGUACGUGUGUGUGUGUUUGCAUAAGUGGUGCAUAAAAUUUGUAUAUUCAUCACAAGCAAGUUUUCUCUCCUUCAGAGGAGCGAGUGGAUUUUUUGUAAUUGUUUUGGGGCAUUUAUCCUGAUAGAUUUUAACUUUGGAAAAUUGUCCAAAAAGUUAGGUUGGCCGAAGCGAAGUUAACUAAAGUCUUUUGAAAUGGAUACAACAAAACCAAACACCAGGUACACGAGAGCAGAUCUUAUAGCUCUACGAUAUGAAGGCAAAAGUCGACAGCGCCCGCAAUGUACAAAUCGAACUGAGUUACAGACGUUGGGUUUUUGGAAAGUAAACCUUAACGCCGUUUCUCUCAGUGUGGUAAACAACUAUUCAAAUCAAAGUAAGAACCGGCUAUCUCCAGAGACGGAUAACUCUAGUCUAAAUUGUUCCAAUAGCGGGUCAAUAAGCUCGCGGCGCGCAAUGCGGAAUCGAGAGCGGGCGAAUAACUAUUACCAGCGUUUUGUACCUACAGAUUCCCUCCAAAUGUGCGGGGAGGAUAAAGAUAAAGAUAAGGAUGCGUCUGCGCAUGGGCAGUCCUUCAAGCCGCCCAUCAUCGAUCACCGCAGCAUAUCAUCGUCGCACCUAAUGCCGGCAUUUGCAAAGAGGCGCUUUGCCGCAGCGAGCGGUGGCACCAGCUCUGAGAACAACGAGGCGCCAUUAAACACCUGUGAUGAUGGAACAAGUGUAUCCCAAAGGGAAGGCAAGGGUAAAGCACCUAGUUCUCCUAACCGAAAAGGCAGCGAUCUAGAUAGUGGAGAAACACGUUUAAACUACGUCCAACCGGAUAACGACCAAUGCUUGUCAUCGUCGCCAACAUUUUCGACAACCCGCCAGGAAAGGCGGAUUGGCAGCGGUCGCCUGUUGCCCAGAAGUGAUAAUUGGGAUUACAAAACCCAAAAGACUAAGGAGUCCAACAUAGAGACUGAGAAGGAUGCGUCUCCAAAUGGAAGUGGAGGUGCAAGCGUUGCUAAUCAACACAAUCAAAUCCAACAUCGCCAGCGCACAUUCAGUGGAAGGUUGGUCGAUCGUGUUGCCGAACACACAGAUCGUCGUUUCCAAUAUGACACUAAAAGGUCAGUGGACAGACAGGGCGUUAGCAAUCGGCGCAUAUCGAAUAAGGAGUCUUGCAGUGGUCGUGGCAAACGCGCAAACUCCUAUCACAUACAUGAAGAACCAGAAUGGUUCAGUGCAGGACCAACAUCACAGCUUGAAACUAUUGACCUACACGGCUUUGACGAUGUAGAAAACAAUGAGGAGCGUUCCGAAAUGGAGGAUCGUAAUGAUCAAUUUCCACAACUUGAUAAAAAUGUAGCGGCGCAACCAACGAUCGAUGGAGCUUCGAGGAGAAGUAGCAAUGUCAGUUUACAUUUAAGCGAAGCAAAUCCAAGUGACGAUGUAAAAGACAAGGGCGAAAAUGUAUCGACUUUUAUUCAAAAUUCAUCAGAACUUAGCAAACAGAACAAAAACCAACCAAGUCAGUUUCAGUGCAGCCAAAGUUCUGAAAGUGAAUUCAAUUUUGAUGCCUUUCUUAACAUGCAUCCUUUGGAUAAUUCCCUUAUGAGUAAUGAUGGCAUUGAAAAAGGGGAAGCGAAGGGUACAUCACGCUUUAGCCGUUGGUUUUUACAUAAAGAAACUGGAAUUAAUAAUGAGCUUCCCGGUUUGCGAGAAUCGCAUGCUCAAGAAAAACUUGGUAUUCCGAGUGUAAAGGAUUUGGAAGCACAAAUGACUAAAGUGGACAUGCGGAACGAUUUUGUGAAUCCAAUAGGAGGACCAUUCUCUCAAAUAGUGCAAGCGGAAAAACCUAUUGCCAGAGACACUGAGGCAUUCAAAAAACUUCUGCAACAGUUGGGCUCUCAAUCCAGACAGCCUCAUCCUAGCAAUGAAGUUUUCCAUGUAAUAAACCAUUCAAAUAUAACAAAUCAUGAGCAACUUGAGUCAAAUCCACAGCAUAAGUUAAAUGACAGCCAUCCGCAGCAGUCAGCACAAAGUGUCCACGUGCCAAAUAUUCCGACUAAUAGUCACGUAUUUACGCAAAAACGUAUGGAAAUCCAUCAUCUAAUACAAAGCCUCAUUUGCGGAGACGUUUCACUGGACUUUUUGGAAAAGGAGUUAGGUAAUCCUACCACUCCGCCUUCCACAAAGGAGGUUAUUGCUACAGUCCUCCGUGAAUAUUCGCAUAAUAAACGGAAUCCUGUGGCCACGGUGGAUCCCAACAUUUUUAAUCAUUCAUCGUUUCUUCAAGCUCAACCAGUCCAUCAGCAUUAUUCUGAAGAAUUGCUUUCGCAAAAUACUGCCAACCAUGCGAUUAAUCAGCUAAUUGCCCACGGUAACUCGCCAACUCCUUUGGCCUUUACUCCUACAUCAGUACUAAGGAAAAUGACAGCCGAUAAGGAUACAACUCAAGCACCAAGCACGUCUCAUAGCCAGCAGCCACAGUAUCAAAUGCACCCACAGCAUGCCAAGCAACUUAGUACGCACACGAACGUACAUGAGCCGCAGCCAACUAUGGCCGUACAGCCUCGAAUGAUAUUAGGCGGUGGAAACUUUGCCAUUGGUCCCAAUAACCAACAAAUGUCUCCCAAUAUGCAGCAAUGUCGUAGUCAGCAAGGGUUAAAAUGGACUCCUGGAAAUAUGCAAAUGGUGCAAGGAAAAUCAUUUGGUCGCCCUAUACUGAAAGGAGGCCUUAAUUCCAUGCCGCAACCAAAUCCCGCAGUUACUUUUCCUACACAUAAAAUCGAAAUGCAGACAGUUCAUCCACAUCAGCAGCUGCAACAACAACAACACAGGUUUAAAUCAGUGCAAUCUGUGGAAUCCAUGUUGAAUACUGAGAAUGUUCAUCAAAACAUUCCAUCUCCUGUUGGAUGGCAUCAACUUUUCUUGCAACAUCAGCAGCAGCAGCAGUCUCGGCAGCAACCUAGGCCCAGGGUGAUCUAUGGAGAAAUGCACCGUCAAUCGAAUCUACAAAUGUCAUCACCAGUACCAGGGUUUCCUGACAGCUCCGAUUCUGGGAAUGUGAUCAAAAAUAAUAACAUCGCAUCUCCCGGCUACCACAGGGAUGAUCGUAUGCCAUCACCAACCAAUAAUCAAUUGGCACAAUGGUUUUCUCCGGAGCUCCUUGCAAAAGCUUCAGCUGGAAAACUGCCUCUUUUAAAUAUGAACCAAGCGCUAAGUUUAGAAGAAUUUGAACGUAGCAUUCAACAUUCCUCAGCCGUUGUGCACAAUUAAUUCUUUAAGAAAGAUUGAAGUUCAAAACAGUAUAAUUAGAAUUUAAAUGGAUUCAAAUAUUUUAAUGUUUGAAAUUAAUUUUUUGUUUAUGCCUAGAAAUAUGUGUAUAUUGGCACGAUCCCUAUUUUAAAUGGCUUGGACAUUUAAAUUUGGAGCAUGUAACAGUAGUUUUCUAAAAAAUAAUAUAAAUUAACUCAAACUAUUUAAAGUAUGUAUUUGCAGAUUGUAGUUGAUCAUAUUGUAAAAAAAAUAUUUUACUGUAAAUAAUACACAACCAAUUAUAUAAGCUUAAAA
This is a messenger RNA of Drosophila takahashii, 3744 nucleotides long. RefSeq names its product eIF4E-Transporter (gene 4E-T). Gene Ontology annotation, cellular component: nucleus; cytoplasm. The record is from RefSeq and is a predicted model, not a curated record. NCBI's taxonomy places the organism in Eukaryota, Metazoa, Arthropoda, Insecta, Diptera, Drosophilidae. Gene Ontology annotation, biological process: negative regulation of translation. Gene Ontology annotation, molecular function: mRNA binding.